UGGCAAAGUGAUAUUGCAUUCCAACUGGUUCAUCGGAGAAAUUUGGUGUCCAUUUCUGCUACAGGUUCUGGGAAGAGCUUUAUCUUCUGGCUCCCCAUGCUAUAUGAGAAUGGACUCAUGAUAAUUGUUGUUCCAUUGAAGAACCUAGGACAGCAGCUUGCUGAUGAAUCUUCUUGGAGGGGAUUCUUUGUCCUAUCUCCUGAGCUAGCAGUCGACCCACACUUCAUGCACAUCUGGAAUGAACCAAAAAUCAAGAAAAAGAUAAAUCGCAUAAUUAUUGAUGAAGCCCACUGUGUCAGUCAGUGGGGAAGAGACUUCCGAUCAUCAUAUUUACAUCUCUCCCGCCUGCAUGCCAUCCUGGGAGAAGUAUCCUGGUAUUUGACAUCAGCAACACUUCACUCACAUGUGCUCCAAGACACCCUCUGUAUAAUUGGGCUACACCGGAAUACUAUGAUCUACCGUCAUUCCAAUGAUAGGCCAAACAUCCAUCUCUGUGUGCAGAGGAUGAAGUAUUCUAUCACUUCUCACCUUGAUCUUGCAUUCCUUGUGCCGCUGAAUCCUGAGAUUGACAACUCAGACUGGGUCAGACAAAAUAUUCUGCAAUUCCUCAUCUACUGUAACUCACGAGUGGAUGCUGAAAGUACGGCACUCUUCUUACAAAGCCACAUACCAGUGCAUGCUUGUCAUCGGAUUGUCUGGUAUCAUUCAGGGAUGUCAGAUGCAUUUAAAAAGGAGACGAUUGAGGAAUAUGAGAGGGGGGGAAUAUUAGGCCUCUGCUGUACAGACGCCUGUGGGAUGGUCAGUAAUUUGUGUACAAGCUCACCAAUGUGGUCUGAAGACUCAUCUACAGGGUCUUGA
This is a messenger RNA of Cantharellus anzutake, 858 nucleotides long. Its product is annotated as P-loop containing nucleoside triphosphate hydrolase protein. Gene Ontology annotation, molecular function: ATP binding; four-way junction helicase activity; nucleic acid binding. Lineage: Eukaryota; Fungi; Basidiomycota; Agaricomycetes; Cantharellales; Hydnaceae. The annotation marks the transcript as partial. The record is from RefSeq and is a predicted model, not a curated record. The transcript has 2 exons. Gene Ontology annotation, biological process: double-strand break repair via homologous recombination. Gene Ontology annotation, cellular component: cytoplasm; chromosome.